ACGCUUACCACAAAGAAAAAUAAAUUCCAAUCAACAUUAUGUAUCAGCUUUACAGAGAACAGAGGAAUACCUCGAAGAUUUGCACGGAGAAGACACGUGUCCUUCCGUUUAGAUGCCAGCCAUCCUUGCGCUUGCGCAGUUGCGGCUUCGCCUAUUUGGAGCCUCCAAAAUCCAAAUUCCAUCCGCGAACAGCACGAACACCCUCCCCUCCGCUUCAACUCCAAAGCAUCGCCCAUUGCUUGCCUCGCAAGAUGCUCCCGCCGCAACUCCCUAAACCCGCGCACCUCUCCCUCUUCUCCACCGCCAUCAGCUGCAGCCGUGGCUCCGUCAUCUGCAGCGGCCGUCGCCGCGGCCGCCGCCCGAAGCCCAAGCCCAUCGCAUUGCCCCCUGCGCCGCUCCGUCGCCUGGUCUCCUCCUCCCUCCGCCGCCUCCUCCCGCGCCCGCGCCUCCUCGGCGGCGGAUGGCUCGGGCGCCAGGGAAGGAGAGGGUGGAAGGCGCCCGCUGAGGAAAUCGCGCUGCUGGUCCUCUCUCUGGCGUUCGGCGACAGGCUCACCGUCCUCGCGGAGUCCUGGCGCGCGUCGGGGCUGGGCCAGGCGCUCGGCAUCUGGGCGGCGUUGUGGGGGAGAGGGAGGAGGAGGAGGAGUAACGGGCUCCGAAGGCUCGCGGCGCUCUUUCUCGGGAUCGCGUUCUGCGCGCUCGUGUCCCAUUUCAGGGGCGCGGCGCUCUUGGAAGGCCUCGGAAAGACGUCGGGCGCCGGCCGGAAAUUAGCGCGGAUUUUGCUGCAUUGAUUGAUAAAUUUUCUCUCGUCGAUUUCUCGUGGUUUUACUGCACAAAUUCUGGACUGAAGCGUCAGGAUCGUAGGUUUCCUUGCUCGGAUGGGAUGUGUACCGGACUGUGGCGUCAGAAUCGUAGGUUUCCUUGCUUGGAUUGAUUGUGCUAUUAAACUGUGAACAUGAUUUUGCAUCGCAUUUGUUGAUCUAUUUAGAGGCACAUUGUUGUUCGUCCUGCUGAAUUGAGUACUCUAAAUUUGGAGUAGCUUGGUGGGACAGAGCUGGUUUUGUUGAGUAAUAUGGGAAUAGCUAUGAGUUUGCUCGUUUGUUCUGAAA
Messenger RNA from Brachypodium distachyon (stiff brome), 1106 nucleotides. RefSeq lists its product as uncharacterized. The transcript has a single exon. Bases 39 to 788 code for a protein of 249 amino acids. Lineage: Eukaryota; Viridiplantae; Streptophyta; Magnoliopsida; Poales; Poaceae. The record is from RefSeq and is a predicted model, not a curated record.